UGGGUCAUUAUCAGCAGUAGCAUCGUGGUUUAUGGACGGCUAAGUGAGUGUUUGUCUCAGUUUGUGUGGCGUUUGUAGCUUCCAACAGCGAAAAAUGAGUGAAAGUGGCGCCGAAGCGGCUCCUGCUGCGGCCAAAGAGCUGCUGGCGCUGAAUCCUGCACAGGAGUCCGACUUCAGAAAGAAGGUUCAGGAGGUGAAGAAGAAGAAAUCAGGCAAGGCAAACCGUCUGACCCCUGGAGUGAUUUACGUCAGCCACCUGCCCCGAAACCUGGUGGAGCCUCAGCUCAAAUCUUACUUCGGUCAGUUUGGGAAGAUCCUGCGGCUGCGGCUGUCCCGCAGUAAGAAGACUGGUAACAGCAAAGGUUACGCUUUCAUCGAGUUUGACUGCGAUGAAGUGGCGAAGAUCGUCGCAGAGACUAUGAAUAAUUACCUGAUGGGAGAGAGACUCAUCAAAUGUCAGGUGUUUCCUCCUGAGAAGGUGCACGAGAAGCUGUUUGUCGGCUCGGAGCGAGGGUUCAAAAAGCCGACGCAUCCCGCGGUAACGCGUUACAACAAGCAGCACACGGAGGAGGAAAUUGCAAAAAUGACCGGCAAGCUGCUGCGCAAAGAGUCAAGGCUCCGAAAGAGGAUCGCAGCAUACGGCAUCGAGUACGAAUUCCCCGGAUUCGCGGCUCAGGUUCCUAAGAAGAAGUCGUCCUCCGAUGCCGGGAACGUAUCUUCGUGCACUGACGACAGCACACCUGUCUGCACACCCUCUUUCCUCGAGAGAAGGAAGUCCACGGCGGCGGAAAAUGAUGCUGAUGAUGAGAUCAUCAUCAAGAUGCCAGCUGUAGACAAAGAGGAAGACUCUGAGGAGGAAGAAGAGGAGGAGGAAGAGGAAGAAGAAGGGAGUGACGACGAGGAGGAAGAGGGAAGCGAGGAGGACUCUGAGGAGGAGGCUGAGUGAAAGUCCUGAGUUUUGUUGUGGACUCUGAGAGCAGAGAAACGAACGUCAGGAUCCUGAACUGAAUUGUUCUGUGUUCAGAAAUCGAGGGGACAUGUUUGUGUGACGGACACCGCUGAAGACGAGCUGCGACCGCGCGUGUACGACACACGAGGCUGCGUUUAGAUUUUUUGCUUCGUCUAAAAAUGUGUAAACUAUAAUUCUUCAACAAUAAAUGUAAAUAUGGAAGGAAAGCA
Molecule: messenger RNA, 1179 nt
Organism: Neolamprologus brichardi
Lineage: Eukaryota; Metazoa; Chordata; Actinopteri; Cichliformes; Cichlidae
Gene: nifk
Product: nucleolar protein interacting with the FHA domain of MKI67
Molecular function (GO): RNA binding
Source: RefSeq, a predicted model, not a curated record